GAAAACCGACCUUAUAGAAUAGAAUGAUAACGAAAACGAGAAAACAAGUGUCAUCACCUUCUUCUCCAUCCUCUGAUUCUGUUGGAUCUAUCCACUCACCUUGAAAGUAUGAAGAAAGAAUAGAUAAGCGAUGGCAGCAGCAGAAGCAAGGGCUUUGUGGCAGAGAGCUGCCAAUCGUUGCUUUGUCCAAGAAGAUGCAAAAAGAGCUCCCAAGUUGGCUUGUUGCCAAUCUUCAUGUGCAACAUCUAAAUUGGUUGAUGCUGAACCUGCCAGUGUAGCUGAUGAAUCUGGUCAUGCUGCAGUUAAUCCCUCCCAUGUUAACAGCAAAUCAUCAUUUUCUAAUCUAUCACCUGACUCUAGGUGGUGGUUGCAUUUACAACCUAAUUAUGGGUAUCAAAAGGGUUUGACAUAUGAACAGUUAAACGCAUUAGAGGAAGAGGUAGAAACUUUGAUAGCUAGUGAUGGUAGUAAGAUUUCUCAAGAAUUUCAGGAAAUAAUGGAUGUGAUGGAAAAACAUGAGAGAAUGGACUCUGAUUGUGUUGGCUGCUCAGUGUCCUCCAAGAAAACAAAUGAUUUUUCCUUGGAAUCAGAUUAUUCUUGGAUUGAAGGUGAUAGGGCCGAGCCAUGGUGGAGGACUACAGAUAGAGAUGAUUUAGCUUCCUUUGUUUCACAGAAAUCACUCAACCAUAUUGAAAAUUGUGAUCUUCCCCCACCUCAAAAGAAGCAUUUUAGGGGAUACCCAUGUGCUAGUAGUAAUAAUGACAAAAUAAUAAGGGCAUCUAAUGACUGGGAAGCCAAAUCCAGAAGCUUUUCCGAUUUGUCAGCUCAUACACAGGGAAGUUUUGAUUCAGGAUUGAUGCAUAACAAGCAAGGCCCUUCUCCCAACGAAGGGCUUUUAUAUUUUGCUUCUGACAAAUGUUCAAGUAAUACCCCAAUAUAUGAGGAUGUCAAAAAGUUUCAAAAAUUUUUUGAUGGAGACCCCAGCAAAGCUCAACUCAUGGAAGCCUUGUGUCACUCUCAAACGCGGGCAAGGGAAGCAGAGGAAGCAGCAAAACAAGCUUAUGCAGAGAAAGAGCAUAUUGUUACUCUCAUUUUCAAACAGGCUUCACAACUUUUUGCCUAUAAGCAGUGGUUACAACUGCUGCAGCUGGAGACUCUUUGCAGUCAGAUUAAGAACAAGGAUCAGCCAAUCUCUACUCUCUUUCCAGUGGCCUUGCCAUGGAUAUCCUAUGAUGGUAGAAACUCACGAAAGAGGAAGCAGAAAAUAUCCAAUGUCAAACAAGAAAGGCAUGGCAAGCCAAAAUGUGAUAUUACAACAUAUGCUGUAGCAUUUGCUUUAGGAUUGAGUCUUGUUGGGGCUGGCAUACUCUUAGGAUGGACUGUGGGUUGGAUGUUGCCUCGUACAUAAUUCUGUAAGAUUUAGAUCAUAGUCCUGCUUGUCAUAAAAGAUUGAUAAAGGGAAAUGGUUUUCAGGGAAGGUGGCCCCAUUUAUUUUAUUAGAUGUGUAUGUAUUUUUGUAGAUUUGUUUGUUAGUCCUUGUAUUGUAAAUUCUAUGUUCUGUUAUGUAAUGAAUCUGUUUUUCUCAAUGAGAUGAUGUGCAUAAAUAUUUUUCUUGUAGAUGAUGCGAAACAGCUAUUUCUU
This is a messenger RNA of Abrus precatorius (Indian licorice), 1641 nucleotides long. RefSeq lists its product as uncharacterized. The transcript is spliced from 3 exons. NCBI's taxonomy places the organism in Eukaryota, Viridiplantae, Streptophyta, Magnoliopsida, Fabales, Fabaceae. The record is from RefSeq and is a predicted model, not a curated record. The coding region runs from base 131 to 1408 and encodes 425 amino acids.